Tetrahymena thermophila SB210 is the source of this 675-nucleotide messenger RNA. RefSeq lists its product as hypothetical. The transcript has 2 exons. NCBI's taxonomy places the organism in Eukaryota, Ciliophora, Oligohymenophorea, Hymenostomatida, Tetrahymenidae. The record is from RefSeq and is a predicted model, not a curated record.
AUGUUCAAUCGAUUGAUUGAUAGUUAACCGUAAAUUUUAUAAUAAUUUUUCAAAUGGCUAGGCAUUUUUAUUAAAGGUAUCAACAAAUUUUAAUAUUUUGUUUGGCUGCUUUACUAAACUAAAGUAAUAAAAAAAUAAAUUAAUGUAAUGGCAAAUUUAGAUUUUUAUGAAUUUAAAUAAUAUCUAAAAAUUAAAAGCUUUUUGAUUCAUUUACUAAUUAAAUUAAAAAAUAUAUUCUUCUGCUUGUAAGGAUAAUAAUUAAUAUGGGUUUAAUCAUAUAUGACUAGGUUUAUUUAAUAUCUUGAAGACAUAAUAACGAAAUAAAAAUUCUAUAUAUAUUUUAAUAAAAUAUAUCUAAAUAACUAGUCUUUUAGAUUUGAAAACCACCGCAUAAAAAUAAUAAUAAUAAUAAUAAUAAUAAUAAUUAAUAAUAAUAGUAAUAAUAAAAUAAAAAUAAAAAAAAUAACAAUAACGAAACAAUUAUUUUAUAUAAUUUUAGAAAAAUAAAUAAAUAACUAAAUUAAGACUCAUUAUUAAUUAUUAUUCUCGCAAUUAAAGGAGGCUAAAUUUAUUAUCCAUUUCUCUCAUGUAUACUCUUUGUCUUUCUAAUUUAAAUAUUAAUAGCUUCUCAAAAGGUUUAAAAACCUCUUAUCCAUCUUUUUAUAAUUAAUAUGA